Molecule: messenger RNA, 1248 nt
Organism: Centruroides sculpturatus (bark scorpion)
Lineage: Eukaryota; Metazoa; Arthropoda; Arachnida; Scorpiones; Buthidae
Exons: 4
Coding region: 1-1248 (415 amino acids)
Source: RefSeq, a predicted model, not a curated record
AUGUCUCACGAACACAAGCAGUUAUGUUUGGAUUAUAUUUUAGCCCCAAUUGUGAAUUCUGCUAAAGUAUCAGGAAUGGAUUUCUGUAUUCGAUGUAAGUGCAUGUCUACAGAAGAAAACUCGCAGAAACACAAUUAUCUUUCGGCAUUGUUCGCAAUAUACAGCGGUGCCAUCGAAUUAUUUCUCUGGAUAAUGGUAUUACUUCACUUAAUAAGCUUAUACGACACGAAUUUAUACGGUUUGCGGGUAAUUCAUAUGUUCAACGAUCAUGCUUUACCAGCAGCAAUUUUCAUGGCUUUUCUGUCUAUUUACACAGCCGUUCAGUUUAGUGCUUUGAAAAGGAGCAAGAUUUCACUUCAUUGCGUCAUUAGUAGUUACGAAGGAGAAUGGAAAUUAACUGACCGCAUACAAGUAUUUGUGAUCAAAUGUCUUUGUGUUUUAUUUUUCAUGUUACAGUUGUUAAAUAUAGUGAUUACUAUUGCUUUUUAUAGAACAAUAAAGCAACUAAAUGGUACAGAUACGGAAGCCUUCAUUUGUGUUUUCAUGUAUUUAGUUUGGUUUUUAUAUAUUGCAGGACAGAACGCAUCGCUUCUAUUAAUAUGCGUGAUAUUACUUAUGACUGUAGAUAGAAGAUUGAUAAAUCUGUCAUUAGAACUACUGAAAUUAAACACGAGACAUUUGUCCUUGUUAGAACUGAAUGAAAGAACAAAUACAAUUAAUACGCUGAUGUGGAAACAUCAAGAACUUUGGGAGUUCGCCGAAAUGAUUAGCGAGAGAUGGAAUAUAUUUCUACCGUUUGUCUACGCUUAUUUUCUGCAUGGUACGUGUUUCCUUCUGUAUGCCGCAUUAUUUACGAAGAUGGAACUGAUACUGAAGAUUUAUGUUACAAUCCUUUCUGCCUUCGUUCUUUCAUUAGUCAUUGUAAUUAGUUGGGUUUUAUCUUACUGCACGAAAUUGAUGUACGACAACUUUAUAAGUAUUGAAAUAAUUUGUCUCGUCAAUCUUCCUUUAUUGUUUAAGUUCAAGGUAAACGAUUUUAUGAAAAGAUUUGGAAAGAAUCCAAUUGGUAUUUCCUGUGGUGGAUUCUUUUACGUUAAGAGAAAUUUUGUCAUAAGAGUACUAAGUGCAUUAGAUUCCUUUUUUUCUUCUAUCGUUGAAAUCACUGGUGUAUUGCAACGUGAAAACAAGUGUCUUGCGAAGUACGGAAACAGCACAAGAGCCACACCCAAUGCAACUAUCAUAAAUUAA